Molecule: messenger RNA, 10722 nt
Organism: Cydia strobilella
Lineage: Eukaryota; Metazoa; Arthropoda; Insecta; Lepidoptera; Tortricidae
Product: ceramide synthase 5-like
Exons: 8
Coding region: 127-1215 (362 amino acids)
Biological process (GO): ceramide biosynthetic process
Cellular component (GO): membrane
Molecular function (GO): DNA binding; sphingosine N-acyltransferase activity
Source: RefSeq, a predicted model, not a curated record
CAAUUCAAUUCUCAGUCCCUACUCCAUCGCGUCGCGUGUCGUUUGGCCCGCAUAUCAUUACCGCAAAUUAUCAAUCAUACAAACCUUCCGGAGUGAAAACAAGUGUUCUGUUAUAAUAAGUUCGCGAUGCUUCGCCCGUUUUUGGAUGCUUUUUGGAACGAAGAUGUGUGGUUGCCGCCCAACACUACGUGGGCAGAUAUAGCGCCCGGCCCAGACAAAACGGUUACCUACACCGAUCAUCGGCAUGUUUUCCUUCCGAUACCCAUGGCCCUGGUGUUUAUAGCGCUACGCUUCGUUUUAGAAAAAUAUGUGUUUGCACCAUUUGGCAAGUCACUAGGCAUUAAGGAUGGUAGAAAUAAGAAAGCUGCACCCAACCCUAAACUGGAAGCCGCCUAUAGGGCCAAUCCUGCUUUGAAAAAGUUGUCAGCCCUAGCGAAGCAGACCGACAUGUCAGAGCGGCAGGUCGAGCGCUGGUGGCGCCUCCGUCGGUCCCAGGACAAACCGUCCACGCUCGUCAAGUUCUGCGAGAACGCUUGGAAGUGCUCCUUCUAUGUCUGCAACUUCGUGUUCGGGCUAGCUAUACUGUGGAACAAAAAGUGGCUCUGGGACAUAGAUCAUGCUUAUAUAGGAUAUCCGCAUCAGGGCCUAACGAACGACGUGUGGUGGUACUACAUGAUCUCCUCAGCCUUCUACUGGUCGCUCACCAUAUCGCAGUUCCACGACGUGAAACGGAAGGACUUCUGGCAGAUGUUCGUUCAUCAUCUGGCCACGAUCUUGCUGUUGUCAUUUAGCUGGAUCUGCAAUCUGCACCGGAUAGGAACGCUAGUUCUCUUGGUGCAUGAUUGUGCAGAUAUAUUUGUUGAGGCGGUGAAGGCCACAAAGUACGCGAAUUAUCAGAGGACGUGCGACACGCUGUUCCUGGGGCUCAUAGUCACCUGGAUCACCACGAGGAUCUUCAUCUACCCCUACUACAUUAUCUGGAGCACGUUAAUUCGAGCGCCGAUGCUGCUGCCCAUGUUCCCGGCCUACUUCAUCUUCAACUCGCUGCUCUGCCUGCUGCUGGUGCUGCACGUGGUGUGGACGUGGCUUAUACUACAGAUCGCCUACAAGGCCAUAUACGCUGGAAAGAUGGACGGUGACAUCCGCAGCAGUUCAGAUGAGUUGAGCGAUAGCUCCAACCGGUCCAACGGCACGGCGCGACUACACAAAGACUAAUAACCAGAGGAUCACGCUGCAAACCAGGAAACGCUGGACUCCAUAUUAUGUACAGUUUAAUUUUCACUCCUAUUAUAAUAAGUACUGGCCGUUAUGCUCAUUUGCUUGUAACUCGAAAACCGGAAAUCUAUUCAAAAAACUUUUGAAAAGACACUUUCAACUGUAUUUUAAGCCAAAAACUCACUAAUUACCACUUAAAGUUCAUAGCCAUAGUGAACCGUAUGAAUACCAUAUUAAGGUUGAUUUUUGUUUAUUUUUUUUAGUUAUUAGUGAGUUUUGGUUGUCAUCUGACGUUUCAUAAAAUGGGCAUGUGCUAAAAUAAAUACGUUUACCGAAGUGGAAUAAAUGUGUCGUUCUCAAGUAAAAGGUACCAAAUAGUCGCUUACCACAAGGACGCUCUGACAUGUUAUUCGUAUAGAGAUGCAAGCAAAUUUCACCCUUAUGGUAAGCGACAAUGUACCUUUUACUCGAGAACGACACAACACCAGACUGUCAUUUAAGCUAAGGCAACUCUUAGGGUCGGUUGCACCAAACUGUUUGUCAUCGUUAAAGAGUUCGCUGAUUUUUAUUGUACGGAAAGUUUCAUAGUAAACUGCCGCGGCGCGCCGGGUGACGUUGAUCAGUCUGUCAAGUGCAGAUGGUGCAACUGGCACUUAAUAUUUCAGAAAAUACUGCUGGUUAAAGUGGUAAAAAUAGUAUGAAAAGAUUGAAAAGUUGAUUCAACUAGUCGAUAAACCUGUUAUUCCCAACAGAAUAAUUGAUUAAUUAGAGGAUUUGAAACAUCGAUUAGUUCCCUUUCAAUUUUCAUUGCUAAUUAGAAGUACCGUUAACCGGGGUGAAUAGGGACAAAACUAAAAAUGUGUUUUUUUUACCUGACAAUUUCUUAAAAAAUACCUACACAAAUUGUAUUGUGGCUAAAAAAUAAGUGUAUUCCCUUUGCCAGGGAGGUUUUGGGAUUAUACAGAGCAACUUUUACUAUGGGACCAACCCCGAAAUCACGAAAAAAAAUUUGGCUGUUUCAUACAUUUUGGCUGGUCCAUUUUCUUGGAAGGGUAAAAAAUUUUUCCGCGAUUUCGUGGUUGGUCCCAUAGUAAAAGUUGCUCAGUAUAAUCUUAAAACCUCCCUGGCAACGGGAAUGCACUUAUUUUUUAGCCAGCCUGUAUAAAAUGAACUACUAUUUCCAAUCGGAUGUUACUAUUUGUGUGGGUAUUUUUGAGCAUUUGUCAGGUAAAUCACAUUUAAAGUUUUGUCCCUAUUCACCCCAGCCAUCCCUAUUCACCCCGGUUGACGGUACCUAUUAAAAGAGUAAGCAAUAUUCACGAUAAAUACUUCCUCAUUACAACAAUUUCACCUCGGCAACAUUUGACUAUUUUAUUGGUAAAUAUAAUAUUUUGCGACACAUCUACUUAUAUUGCCGAGAUGCAUAACAAUAAUUUGUAGUAUAUACUACAACUUAAUGUUUUCUGGGUGCCUAGCCAAGGUGACAACCGCUUACGCUACGAUAACGAAACGCUUUGCGUCUAUUCCAUUCUCUUCCAUUAAUAUGCGACACUAUGUGUGACCAUUGCGUUUCGUUCGCUACUUAGCGCAAGCGAUUGGCAUGUUGGCUACGCACCCUGUACAGAAAAUUGUGUACACAAAUAGAACUUUGUCACAAUGAAUACUAUAAUAGUUAUUUUGUAUCAUUCUACGUCCUUUAUAUUUCCAGAAAUUUGACAAGUUAUUAGAGAACCAUUAUGAUGAAAUUUAGAAUAAAAGAAAUAACUGAAAUUAUAAAUACUUUUCGUAAAAAAUUUAAGAUCACAGUUCUUGUACGAGUUUUUGAUGCUUUUAAUCCACUCCGUAGCUUCCACGAUUUUCUUAAACUUGUACCGAUUUAGUCUAAAAAUGGUUUUCGAAAUGCAUUUUUAGGACACGUAGUUUAUACUUGAGAGUAUAGUUUUGUACAGUUAUGGAAUUGCAUUUUUGAAAGCGACUUUUCACAAAUGACAGUUUCGAUAUAUGUUGUCGGUAUAUCUUCUAUUUAAUGAAGUGCGUGCGAAGAUAUAAGUUAUGUUAAGUCGUGCGACAUAUAUUAUAUAUGGUCCUGUUUAGCUAUUAUAUUUCUAUUCUAUACAGGUUUUUUUUUCCACUAGCCAUACCCUGCAUAGUGAAUUUAUAAGUCAUACUGAACAACUUUUAUUUUUUGACCAAUGCCGAAAUCGUGAAAAAAAUUAGGCUGUUUCAUACGUUCCGUCUGAUGUGAUGCCGCUGAUUUCUAUAAAACAUUUCGCGAUUUCGGCAUUGGUCCCAUAAUAAAAGUUGUUUAAGUAUAACCUAUAAAUUCACGUAGUGAACGCAGUAUGGCUGGUGAAAAAAAAUCACUUUGUAUACACGGUGGCCAAAAAAUAAGUGCAUUCCCGUUGGCAGGGAGGUUUUGGGAUUAUACUGAGCAACUUUUACUAUGGCACCCACCCCAAAAUCGUGAAAAAAAAUUUGGCUGUUUCAUAUAUUUUGGCUGGUCCAUUUUUUAUGGGAGAGUAAAUUUUUUUUCGGGAUUUCGUGGUUGGUUCCAUAGUAAAAGUUGCUCAGUAUAAUCCCAAAACCUCCCUGGCAACGGGAAUGCACUUAUUUUUGGCCACCGUGUAUAUUUUUUUUUUGUCUAAGUAGUAGCGUAUUUGAAAAUGCAAUUUCGUCUACUAAAUAUACCAAAUGUAAGAGCUAGCUAUAUUAAUCGCGGCUGGGACCAUUUAGUCGGUUUUAGUUGUUCUACUUAUAUGUAGGGUCUACAAUAGAAGUAUUAUAACGUACAGCAGAUUGAUUUCAAGAUAUGCAUUACGCAUACGUGAUCUUCCACAAUAUGCAUGCUGUUUAACCCUUUGAACGCUUAAACGCUUACGUCAUGAAGAAAAACGUCACACACACGCCUUAUUAUUAUUAUUAUUGGGGCGUUGUGGGCCUUUGAGUGUCACGUCGACCAAACAGUGAUCUAUUGUGACGGCCCUUUAAAGCUCAUUACUAAUGCCCGUUGAAUCCAGAAAAUUCCAGAUUCUUUGGGCCGUAAUGUUCUGUACCUCAUAGGGUUGCAGUACGUGCCGCCCUAAGUAGGUACUUCUUUUUGACAUUAGUGGUCCACAGGAACAGAGAAUGUGCAUUGCAGUCUCCUCUGACUCCUGGCAGAACCUGCAUGUCGGAUCUUGUAUCUUUCCUAUUUGAAACAUGUGUUUGUUCAACUUACAGUGUCCAACACACGCCUUGGUCACGGGCGCAAUCGAGCCAAUGUAAACUACAGAUGCAACGAAUACCGGAUGUUCGGCCUGACCAUCGUCCGUAUAUUGGGUAUCCGGCCGGCGGAACUAUACCUACAUUUCGGUUUUUCAGGUGCGCAUUGUGUAGGUUUUAACCUGUUCGUAGUGAACGUUCGCGCGGACUCAUUUCUAGGUUAGACAUGAGUGCGCGUGCAAGUGAGUGGAAUGAUUAAAUUGCUUAAAAUUCCCAUCUUAAAAGCCGGCAACGCACUUACAACCCCUCUGGUGUUGCGGGUGUCCAUGGGCGACGGUAAUCGCUUACCAUCAGGUGAUCCGUCUGCUCGUUUGCCUCCUAUUUCAUAAAAAUAUAUAUAUAUAAUAAACGAGUACGAAUAUGACAUUUAUGACUGUGACUGUUUCUUAAAUCUAAUUUGUUUACUCCGAAAUUAAGCAAAUUUACUAUACGGUACGCAGCCGGAUAAUAGGUUACUAUCCGGUAUCCGGACGGAAAUUAAAACAAGGUCCGGAUAGUAACCGAAUAUCCGGUGCAUCUCUAAUGUAAACCUUACUUGAAAGUGUAAAAGUUACUUUGAUUGCGUACGCCAUAUGUAUUAUAACACUAAUAUGUAUUCAUGGCGCUGUGUUCACAUCUAGUUACGACGCCUUUAGGUGUUCUUAGCGUUCAAAGGGUUAAACAGUGAAGCUACUUAAAUACUACCUAGUAGUAGUAUAGCUGUUGAAACUAAUUCCUCUAAAAAACUCAAUACAUAUAAUUUCGUUGCAAUACUUCUAUUGUGUUUCCGUCAGAUUUGCUCCUAAACUAGUGUUAUAAUUAUAAUUUUCAAAUAAUACGUAAAUUGUUAUACAGAAUAGGCGACUUUAUAUGCGUGGUAUCACAUGGUUAGUAACACUAUGUUCUUCAUUAUGUAGAAGCUAGACAGUUGAAAUUUUUACCAGAUGCUGUAUUUCUGAUGCCGCUAUAACAACAAACACUAAAAAGUACGGAACCCUCGGUGGGCGAGUCCGACUCGCACUUGUCCGAUUUUAUUUAAAGGGCAGUGCCAAAAUAUUCUUUAGUUGUAGUCAUCAAUAAAAGAGUAUUUACGUUUUAAAUUAAGCCUGUAAGGCAGAGGGAAUAUAUUUCCCACAUGAUUUUGAACUUUGUUUCAAAGUGAUAGGGUUCAAUUUUGCAUAAUAUCUAACACCCUUAUGCCUUAUCCAUACUAAUAUUAUAAAUGCGAAAGUCUGUCUGUCUGUGUGUUACCUCUUCACGCUUAAACCGCUGAACCGAUUUAGUUGAAAUUUGGCGUAGAGAUAGUUUGAGUCCCGGGGAAGCACAUAGGAUAGUUUUUAUCCCGAAAAUAAUCCCUUAAGAGGGUGAAAAGCGGGGUGGAAUCAUGGGUGAAUUGAGAUAAUUAAUGAGUCGCCUAAUAUUUGUGUGCAUAUUAUGCUCAAAUUGAAUGAUUGCUAUAAGACUCUCCAGGCGCUAUUAUUUCUAGCUGGGGUUACUAAGUCCACUAAGUCGCGGGCAAAAGCUAGUAAUUCAUAAGGGUCCUUUAACCCAUAAUAAUGGGUUAAAAGACUAGCCUCGAAAAGAGAUAAUGAUACCACGAUAAAAGUCGCCUUAAUAAAACAACACAGUAUUGUAAGUGUGUAAAUUGAGAUUAAUUUAAUAAUUAUAUUUUAAUAUUAUCUCUACUAUUGAUAUUAGGUACAUUUUGAUAACCACUCGAUUAUAACAUGAAAAUGUAUAUAUACUCAUAUAUAUAUACAUAGAAAGUUAAUAAAACAACCUUUAUCCCUAGUGUAAAAUUCAUUCGAUAGCGUGACAUGACAUACGCGUGUGCGUUGUGUCAUUUUGUAUGGGAUUUUGAGUUUCCAAAACGUCCCGCUUGGCGCGCCGUUCAAAAUACCAUACAAAAUAGACAUAACACAGACGCGAACGCUCGUCGCGCUAUCCAAUAAAAUUUACACUAGGGAUACAGAGCGUCGAAACCGAAAUUAGACCUUACUAUAACCAAAGAAUUAUUAAUUGUAGAAAAUUUCUCGAGUUUGACAGCAAGCCUAGGUGGCGCUAUAAGCGCCAUAUAUUUUGCGGUCAACUCAAUUGUCAAAUGUCAACUUUUGACAAGAGUUCGCAUAAUGUAUACAGUAUGGAUGGUAUAGAAAGGAUGCCAAUCUCUUAUGACAGAAUUGUUGAAAGUGACCGCUUUCAGCUUUAAAUAAUAAUUCCUUCUCCGGUGGCGCUAGCUAGGCUCUGGGACAUGAGUAUAACAUGAACCAUAUAAGGCAACAAAUAACCCGACCAAAUUAAUUACGUAGGUUGUUUUUGGUAGUAUUUCGGUGUAUGGUGGCGCCGUCUAAUUACUGUUUUUUGAUGGACAUUUUUCAUAGAGAUUUGGCUACUUUAUAUAGUCUCCAUGGUAUACAGCUUUACUAUUACAGUGACAUCUACAUUUACGCAUUAAAUAAUAAAUAAAUAUUAAAGGACAUUUUUACACAAAUUGACUAAGUCCCACGGUAAGCUCAAGAAGGCUUUCACUGCCAACUUUUUCGCAGCGCUACGCUCGUAGCCGCUCCCAGCGUUUUUCAGCUUUGUAAAGGAAAGGGACUACGAACAGAGAACCCACCGAGUUCCCGGCACUCGUGUGUUUAAUGUCAAACUCGAAGCAAGAUAUUUUCUAAGAUAUCACACAUGUACUUAUACAAUUAAUGAUUUUUUGCUAUAAACAGUGAGAUCUCAAAUAAUGUCACUUUAUAUUCACAUUACAUCAUGUGUUAAAUUUUUUGACGAAUGUUGCUUUGAACUACAUUCGUAAUAUACGAUUAAUACAUAUUAGAUGUACCGAUUUAUAUAUGUACAGCAAAAUUGUUGUCUAAAAUUGAUUAAUUUGUCCACUAUAUUUUUAAGGUAAUUUGUAGUUAUUGUAUCAAAAUUGCGUGUAACUUUAUUUUUGGCAAUGAUCCCGAACAAAAAACAUUGUUUAUUACAAUUGAAUUUGUGUUACAAAACUUGUAACAGCAUUUUAGUUUACAGGAGUAAAAAUGUCUAUUUAUUUUUACAUAAGUAUGUGUUCUUUGAACUAGGUGUUAAAAGCAUUAUUUUUUUAUUUCUUUGGUAACUACCUAUAUAUAAAAUAAUUAGGUAAUUAGGGAAAACAAGCAGAUAUGUUUGAGAGCUUGUUGUUUGUUUAUUAUUAUUUACAACAUACGAUAGAUUAAAGUACGUUCACAAAUGAUGUCGCAUAUAUGUGGUAUUUUCUAUAAAAAGGGACCUUAUUGUCGAUGGCGCUUACGUCAUUAUUAACGAUGCUCCGAUAUAAAUACAUUGCCGCGCGGCGCUGUGCGGCGUAAGCGCCAUCGACAAUAAGGACCCUUUUCAUAGAAAAUGCCCCAUAUUAUGUACAUAGAGCCGAGUUUAAUGUUAAUAACUUUUCAGCGCAAAAGGCGACCGCGCUGUCACUGACUUACUUGAUAUUGAACUAGUUUUUAAUUGAAAGUAUUCGGUUAUUACCGAAAAACACUCAAAAUCUAAUUAAAGUUCAUUUUCGGCAUUUUGAUAAUUACUCGAUCAUCAGUUUUGGCUGAGCCACAUGAUACUUUUUGUUUGAGCUUUAAAAAGUUCAUAUGAAACUGUAUUGCACGAAAUAAUAAAAUUUUAUUGUUUACACAAAUGUGAACCAAAUUAAUUAUGUUAUUACGGUUCGUGUUCCAUAGUACGAUAAAAAAACUGGUUUGUACCUACGAUAUCAUAGGUUAUUCAGACUUUUUGAUUUUGCCCUACCACGCAUAACAGCCGUAAAUGGACAAAUAAAUGAGUUUUAACUUGGAAUCUACUCGAAAAUACGGUAAACAUGAGUUUUUGAAUAUCAUUUAUAUGUGGUGUAUUCCCAUUUGUCCCCGCCUGACACAUAUAUGAAAAGAGGUGCAUUCAUAUGAAUCAUUCCCUAUUGUCUCCGCCUCAUGUAUGGCGGCGGUCACCUGGGGCAGAGACAAAUUGGAAUACACCAUUUACGGUUUUUACACGCUGUGGGGCAGAUGUGACCUUCACAAAUGCAGAUAGUUUUAGUUUGAACCCCUCGAGUCCCACGGACGCAAUAUCGGGUCAGCAAUGGCAGACAAAAUUCUAUUCUAAGAUGAAACGGUUAAGGUCGUUUUUUCGCUGGCAAGUUCUGGAACUCAAGGGAUUGGUGUGUCUGUUUUUAGGGUUCCGUACCCAAAGGGUAAAAACGGGACCCUAUUACUAGGACUCCGCUGUCCGUCUGUCUGUCUGUCUGUCACCAUGUCUCAUGAACCGUGAUAGCUAGACAGUAAAAAAUUUCACAGAUGAUGUAUUUCUGUUGCCGCUAUAACAACAAAUACUAAAAACAGAAUAAUAUAAAUAUUUAAAUGGGGCUCCUAUAAAACAAACGUGAUUUUUUUGCUGUUUUUUCCGUAAUGGUACGGAACCCUUCGUGCGCGAGUCCGACUCGCACUUGGCCGGUUUUUUUUAAAUUAAGAAAUUCACAAAAUAUUGGUUUGACCCCGAUCCUGUAGAUAGUUGACUAAUACAUUCCAGAGAGUACGGGUCGCCAACAUUGAUAUUUAUAUUCUAAAAGAAACACCUGACCACCGAUGGACCUUAUGUUAUUGCAAUAAGGUUUAUUUUCAGGUAACAGUGUGGACGAUGAUUCAUAUUUACUGAUAUUUGUUACUUUUAUCCAUUUGGAAUCUGCGGAAUCUUAAAAUAGGUCGUCCUUUAUUAGUACGGAUAAGAGAAUUACCUACUUGGUACUCUCAUUACCUCCGAAGUCCCAAUGUCCUUUUAAAAGGACAAAUUAAAAUUGGAAUACCUACGGAAUAAAGGUAUCAAAAUUCAAAAUUGGGUGUAUUCUCAUUUGCCCCCGCCGGGCACAGAUAUGGGAAUAGGCUCUGCAUAUAAAUCAUUCCCAUUUGCUCCCGCCUCUUGUAUAACGGCGGUCACGUGGGGUGGGGACAAAUGAGAAUACAAAAUACAAAUUUAUUGUAUGAAAUUAUGACUUACGUUUCAGAUUAAACAAAUUAUUCUUGUUGAAACUUAUGUUAGUGUUGUUAUAAGUGUGUUGAAACGGAUGUAAUUAACUUACUGUUUGGCCGUUACCAUGUUAUCUCUGAAGCUAUUAAAAUAAAUUAUAUAUAAUACUGUGAAUAGAAUAAGUUAUUUAACUUUCUUAACGCCGACUUGUUGCGAUACCUUGCCAAACAAAUUUAAACCCUAUUUUAUAGUGCGAAGGUUGUUUUGGCGAUGAAAUCAUUGAAAAUCAAGGAAUUUGAUUUAUGUACAAUUUCGGUUAAUUCCCAUUUGUCUCGCCCGGACACAGAUGGGAAAAGGUGCGGUAUAUUCCCAUCUGCCCGCCCCUAGCCGGGGGGUGGACACAAAUGGGAAUGAUUCAUUCAUUCCGGGCACACAUGGUAAGGAUCCAUUCCCAUCGGUGGCCGGCGGGGACAAAUGGGAAUAAAUCCUUCCCAUCUGUGACCGCCUCGGUUUUUUACUAUAUAAAUGUCGAUUUUGAUAGUUGCUAUAUUGAACAGUUAAAAUUUCAAUUCGUGAAAUACUUACUUUUUUGCCCGACUGCCAAAGGAGGAGGGUAAUUACUAAAAUAGUGAUCAAAUCUGCUACAUAACUAUAUAUUCGUUAUAGGUAGUUGUUAUCAUGAAACCAGUAAACAUUUUUUUUACAUUUAUGAUGUAAAUUAUUUAACGCUGAACCCCUACAUUAUAUGAUUCAGGCGGGGGCUAAUAAAAUAUAUAAAAUAAAAUAAAAAUGCUUUAUUUCAGACCUGUUUACAUGAUCCAUAUUUGGGAAUACACGAAAAUUUCGUACUAUGUCACACUGACUGUCAAUAUGAAAGCCGCUAGAAUUGAUAUUAUUGUUUUUGUGACAAGGUACGAAAUGGUACAUAAAUCAAGAGGUCCUACCGCGUAUGAAAAUCGAAAUUUUAGUUGGCGUUACAAUAGUUAAAAUGUCUAGGAAAUAUGUUUUGGCGGAUUAAUCGAAUGGUUAUUUGAAUUUCUUUAAAUAUAGCUGAAGAUAUCUACUUAAUAAUUAGUUCUUGCUAAUUUACCAAUAAAAUAAACAUAAUUAUACAUGCUGUCAAAUCAUAUUUCAUGGACCGGGAUCGGAACUUUUGUACAUGUUAAAUUCGUUUCUAAAGAAUGUUUGUCAUGUGAAGAUGUGAAUACAUUUAAACUACCAAUUAGAUAUUAGUAACAUCAGUGUUCGUGUGGUUUGAGAAAUAAAACUACGAAUUUAUACUGUGAA